This is a messenger RNA of Aspergillus homomorphus CBS 101889, 699 nucleotides long. Its product is annotated as putative RNA binding protein. The record is from RefSeq and is a predicted model, not a curated record. The coding region runs from base 1 to 699 and encodes 232 amino acids. NCBI's taxonomy places the organism in Eukaryota, Fungi, Ascomycota, Eurotiomycetes, Eurotiales, Aspergillaceae. The transcript has a single exon.
AUGACACGCGAGCCCAGGUCUCGACCCAGAGACGCAGCAGUGAUCACCAGAACCCGUCCGCCGCGCCCAGUGUCCCCAGUGACCGAGCGGGAGCCUAUCCGCAAGGUCCGCUCCAACCCAGCGAGCCCGCGACGCAGGGCUAUAACGCCCCCAACCAGACGCCACAGCAUCAGCCCUUCACGGCACGUUCAUUUCGCCGAGAGCCUGGAGCAGAUCCCGCCCAGUUCGAGCGAUAGCAGUCCCGUCGAGAACACCACAACGAGCAGUUCUGGCGAGAAUAGCCCCAAAAACCAUACCCCGACGCCGUCACCCGGCAGGAUCCCCAUUCGCCCCACGAACCGUCGCGGUCUUUCCGACGAUACCACUACCCGUCGCGGGAGAAUACCCAGAGAUUAUGAACACCGGCGCACGGUCUCGCCACAUCCCAGCCUUCUGUCGUCGACAUCGACUCUCCGUCCGCACAGCCAUCCGCAAAGGCGACCACGACCGCGCAUCAUCCAGGAAGGGGUGCAGGAGUUAACGGAAAGAGGAUCCCGGUUGAUGGCGAGCUCGUACGCGCGCCGCAGCAAUGAGACUAUCAGGCCCCUGCGUAGGAGGCUCCCACUGUCAGCAUAUUACCGGCCGAGAUUUCCAGACGAGGAGCGGAUCGCGGACGAGGACGAUCGGAGUGGAGGGACACGGUUGGGACGGUGGUUGUGA